UCCCGGCAGUGCCGGUGCCGGUCCCGCCGCCGCCAUCGCCAUGAGGAGCCGGAGCAACUCGGGCGUGCGCCUGGACGGCUACGGGCGCCUGGUGCAGCAGACCAUCCUCUGCCACCAGGACGCGGUGACGGGGCUGCUCCCCGCCAGCGGCGACCACCGGGAUGCCUGGGUCCGGGACAACGUGUACAGCAUCCUGGCGGUCUGGGGGCUCGGCCUGGCCUACCGCAAGAACGCCGACCGCGACGAGGACAAGGCCAAGGCCUACGAGAUGGAGCAGAGCGUGGUGAAGCUGAUGCGGGGACUGCUCCAGUGCAUGAUGAGACAGGUGGACAAGGUGGAGGCCUUCAAGUAUACCCAGAGCACCAAGGACUGCCUGCAUGCCAAGUAUAACACCCAGACCUGUGCCACUGUGGUGGGAGACAACGAGUGGGGUCACCUACAGCUGGAUGCCACCUCCCUUUACCUGCUCAUGCUGGCGCAAAUGACGGCCUCAGGCCUCCACAUAAUUCACAGCUUGGAUGAAGUCAACUUUAUCCAGAACCUCGUGUUUUACAUUGAAGCCGCCUACAAGACCGCGGACUUCGGGAUUUGGGAGCGCGGGGACAAGACAAACCAGGGCAUCACCGAGUUGAAUGCCAGCUCUGUCGGCAUGGCCAAGGCUGCCCUGGAGGCACUGGAUGAGCUGGAUCUCUUUGGAGCCAAGGGAGGCCCAGAGUCAGUCAUACGGGUGCUGUCAGAUGAGGUGCAGCACUGCCAGUCCAUCCUCCACUCAAUGCUGCCCAGGGCCUCCACAUCCAAGGAGGUGGAUGCCAGCGUGCUCUCUGUCAUCUCCUACCCGGCGUUUGCUGUGGAGGACAGCGAGCUGGUGGAAAUCACCAAGCAGGAGAUCAUCACGAAGCUGCAGGGGCGCUAUGGCUGCUGCCGCUUCCUCCGGGAUGGAUACAGGACCCCCAAAGAGGACCCCAAACGCCUCUACUAUGAACCCGCUGAGCUGAAGCUGUUUGAGAACAUCGAGUGCGAGUGGCCUCUCUUCUGGGCAUACUUGAUGAUUGAUGGGAUUUUCAAUGGAAACAUAGAGCAGGUGCAGGAGUACCGGGAAGCCCUUGAGGGGGUUCUCAUCAAGGGGAAGAAUGGGAUACGCCUGAUGCCAGAGCUGUACAGUGUCCCACUGGAUAAGGUGGAUGAGGAGUACAGGAACCCCCACACUGUGGACAGGAUACCCAUGGGCAAGCUGCCGCACAUGUGGGGGCAGUCCCUCUACAUCCUGGGCUGCCUGAUGGCUGAGGGGUUUCUGGCUCCUGGUGAAAUAGAUCCCCUCAACCGCCGGUUCGCGACUGUCCCUAAGCCUGAUGUGGUGGUUCAAGUGUGCAUCCUGGCUGAGACAGAGGGGAUCAAGGCAAUCCUGAAGAAGGAGGGCAUUGACGUGGAGACUGUGGAAGAUGUCUACCCCAUCAGAGUGCAGCCUGCCCGCAUCCUCAGCCACAUCUAUGCCCGGCUGGGCCGCAACAAGCAGAUGAGCCUGACUGGACGGCCCUACCGGCACAUGGGUGUCCUUGGGACCUCCAAGCUCUACAAAAUCAGGAAGAACAUCUUUACCUUUACCCCACAGUUCAUAGACCAGCAGCAGUUCUACCUGGCUCUUGACAACAAGAUGAUUGUGGAGAUGCUGAGGACGGACCUCUCCUAUCUCUGCAGCCGCUGGAGAAUGACUGGGCAACCAACCAUCACCUUCCCCGUCUCCCACAUCAUGCUCGAUGAAGCCGGCAGUAGUGUGCACCCCACGGUGCUGGCGAUGCUGCGGAAGCUGCAGGACGGGUAUUUCGGCGGCGCAAGGAUCCAGACGGGUAAACUGUCGGAGUUCCUGACAACGUCAUGCCGAACACAUCUCAGUUUUAUGGACCCUGGGCCAGAGGGUAAGGUCUUUGCCGAGAGUUACAGGCUCUGCAGUGACAGCUUUGAGGAGCUGGACAGCGAGGAGUGGCUGCAUGGCUUGCAGGUAGCAGAGGAGGAGGAUGCCUACGAUGAGGUUGCCCAGUACCUGGACCACCUGCUGCAGCACACGACUCCCCAGGCCAACCUGCCCCCCACUGCCCAGCGGGGAGGGCUGAGCCGCUUCCGGGCUGCUGUCCACACCACCCGUGACCUCAUGUCCCUGGCAUCCAAGGCCAAGGACCUGCAUGUCCAGAAUGUUGGGUUGUAUGUCCCCAGCAAGAUCUUCCAGGCAUCCCAGCAGUCGGUUAACCUGCUGGGUUCACCCUGCCAGCAUGACAUGGAUGGCAAGAGCCAUGCAGUCUAUGCAGAGAUGAACCUGCCCCGUGACGUGGAUGGCAGCGUGGACUGCAAGGCACUGGUGGACCAGCUGCGCGUCUGCCCCACGCUGCAGGAGCAAGCAGACAUCCUCUACAUGCUCUACUUGCUCAGGGGGCCCGAGUGGCACACGGGGCUUGAUAGCGAGCCUGGCCCCACUGUCAAGGAGCUCCUCACUGAGCUGUAUGUGCGGGUGGGGGAGACACGCCAGUGGGCCCUGAUCCGCUACAUCUCUGGCAUCCUCAAGAAGAAGGUUGAAGCUCUGGAUGAGGCCUGCACUGACCUCCUGUCUCACCAGAAGCAGUUGACUGUGGGGCUGCCCCCAGAGCCACGUGAGAAGACAAUCUCCACCCCCGUCCCCUACGAAGAACUUGUUCACCUCAUUGAUGAAGCCAGUGAGAAGAACCUCAGUGUGGCCAUCCUCACCCAGGAGAUCAUGGUGUACUUGGCCAUGUACAUACGCACACAGCCUGCGCUCUUCGUGGAGAUGUUCCGCAUCCGCAUUGGGCUCAUCAUCCAGGUGAUGGCCACAGAGCUGGCACACUCCCUGCGCUGCUCGGCCACAGAAGCCACGGAGAACCUGAUGAAUCUCAGCCCAUCAGACAUGAAGAGCCUCCUCUACCACAUCCUCUCUGGCAAGGAGUUCGGAGUGGAAAAGAGCACCCGUCAGUUUGCAGUCCAGGGACAUCGACCUCAAGUCCGCUCUGGUAACCUGUGUUUGUUGGCUGCAUGCAUGGGGUCCGUCCUGUUUGUGAUGGUGGGAAGGAGCUGUGCUCUGGGGGGUGCUGUAAGGUGGGCUCUGCUGGGGGCAGGGGGUGGGAGCUCUGUCAGACUGGAGAAGCAGAAACUCUUGAGCAGUAGCAGGUUGUGCUCUUGUGGGGUAUUUAACUUUGCAGCAGUCUCUGUGGUCCUUGUUUUGUCUGCCCAGUCUGCUGGGCAUGCUGAGCUGCUGGACAAGGACUCCUUUUCAAGCAUGCUGGAAGACCAGGGCAGUAAGGACAGCCGGCAGGGCCAGUGGCAGCGGAGGCGGCGGCUGGAUGGGGCCCUCAACCGUGUCCCUGUGGGCUUCUACCAGAAGGUCUGGAAGGUCCUGCAGAAGUGCCACGGCCUGUCUGUGGAGGGCUUUGUUCUCCCCUCCUCAACAACCAGAGAGAUGACCCCAGGGGAAAUGAAGUUUGCUGCACAUGUGGAGUCUGUCCUCAACCGCGUGCCCCAGCCAGAGUACAGGCAGCUGCUGGUGGAAGCUAUCUUGGUGCUCACCAUGCUGGUGGACAUGGAGGUGCACACCAUCGGUGGCAUCAUAGCUGUGGAAAAGAUCUUGCACAGAGCCAAUGACCUCUUCUAUGAGGAGCAGAAAGCCCUGGGUGCUGACGACCGCGUGUUGGAGAGGGAUCCUUCGACAGGCAUCUGCAUCCUGCUGUACGACAGUGCCCCGAGCGGCCGGUUCGGCACCAUGACCUACCUGUCCAAGUCGGUGGCCUUGUACGUGUACGACUUCCUGCCCUCAGACGGCUGCUCCAUGCAGUAGCUCUCGCAGCUCCUCGCUGGGUUGCAGAUGCUGCGGGAGGGUUGUUUCGUACAGCUUGUAAAGACGAACACUAGGUUAGUUUGCAGGCAGCCUGCGUGGCCAUCUCUCCUCCCAGCCCUGGCCUCUCAGUGGGUGAACGGCCCUCUGAGGAGCCCUGCAGGCGGCACGUGUCCUAAACUGACCUGUGCCUGUGUGUGGCCUGAGGAGCAAGGGAAAGGCUGAGCUUUGAAGCCUGCGUUUGUUAGAAGUGUCUGCCUGCAUGGCUCCUCCUGAGCCAUCACCCCCAGAGGGACCUCUGUUUGAGGCAGUUGACCAGACCUGCCUGCAGCUCAGCACUGCAGUGCUCCCUGACCAGCUCAUGCUCUCCCUGCCUCCAGCAGGUUUGCAGUUUUUAA
Messenger RNA from Neopelma chrysocephalum (saffron-crested tyrant-manakin), 4230 nucleotides. RefSeq names its product phosphorylase kinase regulatory subunit alpha 1 (gene PHKA1). Gene Ontology annotation, cellular component: phosphorylase kinase complex. The record is from RefSeq and is a predicted model, not a curated record. The transcript has 30 exons. Gene Ontology annotation, biological process: glycogen metabolic process. Gene Ontology annotation, molecular function: calmodulin binding. NCBI's taxonomy places the organism in Eukaryota, Metazoa, Chordata, Aves, Passeriformes, Pipridae. The coding region runs from base 41 to 3835 and encodes 1264 amino acids.